Salvia hispanica is the source of this 2623-nucleotide messenger RNA. Its product is annotated as putative inactive leucine-rich repeat receptor-like protein kinase At3g03770. Gene Ontology annotation, biological process: protein phosphorylation. Lineage: Eukaryota; Viridiplantae; Streptophyta; Magnoliopsida; Lamiales; Lamiaceae. Gene Ontology annotation, molecular function: ATP binding; receptor serine/threonine kinase binding; protein kinase activity. The record is from RefSeq and is a predicted model, not a curated record.
UCUAAAACUAAUGACUGUCAUUUGCAAGCUCACAUUCUCAAUGCAUUUGUCUUUUGCUGAAUAAAAUACACUUUACAAAGCAUCCAAGAAUCAGGGAAAUGGGAAAUAGUAUUAGUUUAUUAGUGUAACACAUUAUAUACAUACAUGCAGUAGUAGUUUCUCUUGGUUCAUCAAUGGCUAAAGCAAGAAUCUUUCUCUUCAUCUUCUUGUUUUUGGUGCAGCCCAUUUUCUCAAACCAGUUGGGGAAUUCUCAGUUCCAAACCCUUUUGAAGAUCAAGCAGCAGCUCAACUUCCCACAGGAAAUAGCUGUUGAGGAUGAGGAUCAAGAUUUCUGCAACAAUGAGCCAACUCAGAUUCUGUCUCUUGCUUGCUAUGAAGGAAACAUCACCCAGCUCCACAUCACUGGUAACUACUGGUUCCCUCACUUGAGCCAAGAUUUCUCAGCUGCUGCAUUGUUCUCAAAUAUUGCUGAGCUCCCAAGUUUGAAGGUGCUGUCUUUGGUAUCACUAGGGCUAAUGGGGCCAUUGCCCUCUGAGAUUGGGGGUUUGGUUUCUUUGGAGAUAUUGAAUGUUACCUCAAAUCAGUUUGGUGGUUCAAUCCCUAGAGAAAUGUCAUUUAUUAAGAAUUUGCAGACUCUUAUAUUGGAUCACAAUAGGUUUGAGGGUGAGAUUCCUGAUUGGAUUGGCUCUUUGCCUUCAUUGAGGGUGUUGAGUGUGAAGAACAACUCAUUUAGUGGCUCAUUUCCGAGGGCAUUUUCGACCAUGGUGAAUCUUAGGGCUCUUGUGCUAACUGCAAAUAAUCUGUCUGGUGAAGUGGCUGAGCUUCACAACUUGACAAAUCUCCAAGUUCUUGAUUUGGAAGACAACAAUCUUGGACCUCAGUUUCCUAGUAUUCCCAAAAAGAUUGUUUCUUUAGUGCUUAGGAAGAAUAGGUUUCACUCCAUUGUGUCAUUAGAUGAGGUGAGCUCUUGGUAUCAGCUUCAGAGGCUUGAUAUCUCCUCGAACGAGCUCGUGGGGGCGUUCUCCCCGUCUCUGCUGUCGCUCCCGUCUCUGACUUACUUGGACAUUGGUGGGAACAAGCUCACUGGGAAGCUCUUGCAGAACAUGUCUUGCAAUGCAGGGCUCACAUUUGUGAAUCUGUCUGAAAAUCGGCUGACUGGUGACUUGCCUGAGUGCCUCAACGGGACUGGUUACGGGAAGAGGGUCGUAUUGUAUGAUGGGAAUUGUUUGUCUUCGACGUACCUGCAUCAGAAUCCUGUGCCGUUUUGUCACAGUGAGGCUCUGGCCGUGGGGAUCUCGCCUCGGAAAAAGGAGAAGAGGCCUCAUGGUAUAGCAGUUCUUGCAUCAACUUUGGUUGGGGCUGUUGUUGGUACAGUCACACUUGUUGGCCUCACAUUCCUGUUUGUGAAGAGGGAACUUGCGAAGCGCCAUAUGCACCCGGGGAAAGCUCCUCAGACGAGGCUGAUUGUUGAUAAGGUGUCGCCUGGACUCACACUUCAGCUUCUCAAGGAUGCAAGGUAUAUAUCUGAGACAAUCAAGUUGGGAGCUCUUGGCCUUUCACCGUAUAGGACAUUCGUUGUGGACGAGCUCAAGGAGGCUACGGACAACUUCAACGCGUUACAUCUCAUAGGCGAAGGUUCUUAUGGGCAGGUGUACAAAGGAUGGCUCACAGAUGAGACUGCCAUUGCCAUAAGAAGUUUGAAAGUGAAGAGAAAACACAGCAUCCAAACUUACACACAUCAACUCGAGUUGAACUCCAAACUCAGGCAUUGCCAUCUGGUUAGCACGAUAGGCCACUGCUUCGAGUGCCAUCCAGAUGAUUCAAGCAUCAGCCGGAUUCUUCUUGUGUCCGAAUACGUCCCAAACGGAACCCUCCGGAAGUAUAUAUCAGAUGGACAGUCAAGACACAAGUUCACCUGGACACAGAGGAUAGCAGCCGGGAUUGGAGUAGCCCGUGGAAUCAUCUUCCUCCACACGGGGAUAGUACCCGGUGUGUACUCAAAUCGCCUAAAAAUAACAGACGUUUUGCUCGACCACAACCUCCAUGUGAAGAUCAAGAAAUUCAACUUACCCCUGUUGGUGGAGAAUAGGAUAUCAGGCCAAGCAGAAGACCGGCAUUGUGGUUCGAAGCCAAAGUCAGGAUCAAUGUCGGGCUGUGAGGAGAAGCAUGACGUCUAUGACUUUGGGGUGAUCCUACUAGAAAUGAUCGUUGGAAGAGUGAUAAACACUCUCAACGAUAUCAAUAUAUCCAAGGAUAUUCUAUCAGUGAGCCUAGCGGCGGAUUCUAUGGCUCGAAGAAGCAUUGUGGAUCCGUCAGUUCACAAGGAAUGCUCAGAUGAUUCACUCAGGACUCUGAUGGAGCUGUGCUUGAGAUGCCUGUCAAACGAGCUACAAGAGAGGCCUUCUAUGGAGGACGCCGUGUGGAACUUGCAGUUCGCGGCUCAGGUUGAGGACUCAUGGCAUCGGAACUCCAGCAGCAAUCGAAGCUCUCCAUGCCUUAACAAUCCAGCUGAACCAUGACUAAGCUGUUAUAAAUUAUGAUGUAUUAGGAAAAUGUAUACAUUGUUAGAUUUGCACUGAGUUAUCAGCUGCUGAAAAUAUUUUUGAGAACCGGUUAUUUUGAA